Galdieria sulphuraria is the source of this 1307-nucleotide messenger RNA. Its product is annotated as zinc finger protein CONSTANS-LIKE 2 protein. Bases 320 to 1180 code for a protein of 286 amino acids. The record is from RefSeq and is a predicted model, not a curated record. NCBI's taxonomy places the organism in Eukaryota, Rhodophyta, Bangiophyceae, Galdieriales, Galdieriaceae. Gene Ontology annotation, molecular function: protein binding. The transcript is spliced from 3 exons.
CCAAUAGACUUGCUAUGAGAGAGUCAAAUCAAAUCAAAGAGAAAUGAAGAUUCCGCCUCCCAAUACGAGAGCCAACGACGUGAUUGGCUCUGCUGUAAUCUCCCUUUGAUAGGAAGGUUUUCUGUGUUGCUCCCAAGAGUUGGCGCCGGUUGAAGUUGUAUAUCAUAGCCCAAUAGAUUCUACAGAAAGCAGAAUAUUUCACCGUUAUCGUUGAGUUUCCAAUAGAGAAAGUAAACUUUGGUUCUAAAAAGCAGUAACUUUUAAAAGUAGCUCUCGGAGGAGACAGCGAUUAUUAUCCAUUGCUUUGCUGUCAACUUUUAUGAAAGCUAGCCAAGUAUUAGCUUCCCAACUGUGUGAACUUUGUCAAAGUGCAAACUCCAGUAUAUAUUGUGAAGAAGAUGAUGUAUUUUGUUGUGAUCAGUGUGACGUUGAAUAUCAUACUUCCACCGCAGACAAAGAAUGUCAUCUAAGAAUUAGUUUUUUGUGUGAAAGACUGUCCGCCUUUCGAGGACCUUGCAAUCCCGCCUUGUAUCAAGUACCUACUUGUUCUAAGGAAAUGUGCCAUUUGAGGGAAGUGAUAACUCACAUGAUUGCCGAACAUUGCUCCAAGAAUAUGAAGCAUGAUGAGGCAGAUAUUCUAUCUUCAGAGAAAGUUGUCUUAGAGAGUCCUCAUAUGAAGCCAGUGUCGGGCAACAGUUCUAUCCUAGACUCUCCCACUUUUUCGUUAAGCUCAACUUUAGAUAGUUGGGUUGAUGAGGAAUAUCCAUUUUCCAGUUUUUCCUCUUCUUUGGAAGGCGACGACAUGGGCUCAUUGUUUUUUCAAGUAGCCAAUUAUGAAGACAGCGAUAAAUGUGCAAAUGUAGAUUCAUUCCUUACGAGUGAAGAUGGUACAGACAAGCAGGAUAUAGAAAGUUCUUCUAAUGUGCAAUCAAUUGUUGGUCUGGAAGAAAGUAUUUGUGCAGUAACAACAUUCCCAAAGUUGGCAAGACCAACGGAGAGUUUAUCAGACAGCUAUGAAAAAUUGAAUCGACAAAAGGCAAUGUGUCGAUUGAGAGAGAAACGUAUGCGAAUGAAGGUCAACUGCAACACAGGACGAAAGAUCCGAUAUUACUGUCGUAAACAAUUGGCAGAGCGUCGAUGUCGCUUUAAAGGUCGAUUCAUCAAAAAUACUGCUUCGUGAGAUAGUUUCAGUAUCUUGUUGAGUUUAAUAAUUUUUAAGAAUGCCUUUAUAGUCUUUUUUCAUAAAUAAAAGUGUGAGAAUGUUUAGGUAAUGACUUGCAAGUUAUUCUCCAUCGGAAUUGGACCUC